CUUUGAAGGAGAUGAAAUCGGCCUAUUUCGGUGGUAAAAGCUAAUUCACAUCAACUUAAACUUGUUCUUCUUCUUGUUAUACCUCCCGAUCUUAACCGCCAGCUGCAAAGUCGAUCAUUCCACUUUGAAGUUCUUCCGGAAAGGUUGAUAUUCCAACAAUUUAAACUUCAUUCGGGUUGGACAGGAAGUUGGGUUUUGGAAGGUUCCCUUCUUUGGCAGAUUACGUUCUUCGUUUGAACUGUCAUGUCAGGUACAAUCUCAUCCUACGUAGCAUUAGGUAUUUCUUGUGCGAUUAUUGGUUAUCAUCUAGGAUCGGGAUGGUCUUUACUGCAAUAUAAUCGUGACGCCAAAAGACGAUUACUGGAAGAUUCUGAAGACGAAGAAGACGACGAAGAUUUAACCGAUAAAGAUCGUGAGAAUAUGAACAAACUACGAGCAGGUUUAAUGGAAGAUUGCAAGCUUGUCUUGCUCGUUCGAAUGGAUUUAAAGAUGGAUAAAGGUAAAAUUGCAGCUCAAUGCGGUCAUGCAACUUUGGCAUGUUAUAAAACAAUGAUGCAAACCAAUCCUGCUUUGCUUAAAUCUUGGGAACGAUCAGGUCAAGCAAAAGUUGCACUAAAAUGCCCUACAGAAGAGGAUAUGUUGGCAUUGGAGAAAAAAGCAAAAUCAUUAAAUUUGUGUGCUAGAAGCAUUUUAGAUGCUGGAAGAACACAAAUUGCAGCCGGUAGUAGAACCGUUUUGGGUAUCGGACCUGGCCCUACCAAAUUGAUCGAUCAAGUGACAGGACACUUGAAGCUGCUUUAA
This is a messenger RNA of Meira miltonrushii, 801 nucleotides long. Its product is annotated as PTH2-domain-containing protein. Gene Ontology annotation, cellular component: mitochondrion; cytosol. Gene Ontology annotation, molecular function: peptidyl-tRNA hydrolase activity. The record is from RefSeq and is a predicted model, not a curated record. Lineage: Eukaryota; Fungi; Basidiomycota; Exobasidiomycetes; Exobasidiales; Brachybasidiaceae. The coding region runs from base 244 to 801 and encodes 185 amino acids. The transcript has 3 exons.